This is a messenger RNA of Musa acuminata AAA Group (dessert banana), 5294 nucleotides long. RefSeq lists its product as uncharacterized. Bases 263 to 2692 code for a protein of 809 amino acids. The transcript has a single exon. NCBI's taxonomy places the organism in Eukaryota, Viridiplantae, Streptophyta, Magnoliopsida, Zingiberales, Musaceae. The record is from RefSeq and is a predicted model, not a curated record.
AUGUCGUUCUUGCUAUAUAGAUGAGGGGUGGACACCAAACAGCGCACUGUUGCAGUGUGCUACCACUGUUUUUAAGGUCUACAUCUGAAGCCACCUCGCUGUCAACUCCCAGUCUCAUGCACAAGCACAGAAAAGCAAACCUACAUUUGUUGUGCUUGUCCUCUUAUUUUAUUGUUGCUUUCAUCUUUCUUUAGCACCACUCUCACUCCCAAGCAGACGGCGGCUCGUCUUGUGCUCUGUGGAAUGGAAGUGUAGCAGUUAGAUGAGGCGGAAGAAGAAGCCUUCCUUUUGCGGAGUCGGCCGACCACACUCCCACCACCGAACCGGCGGUGGCGAUCUCUUCUUCUGCUUUACUGCCCGCCGCUCCGCCGCCGCCGCCUCUUCUUCCUCCGCUGCCGUGAUGCGCACGACCUCCUUCAAGUCGCUCCCCAGCCCCGGCCGCAGCCGCGACCCCUCGGCGGCGGCGCCGUCCCUUUCCGCCUCCCUCAGCCGCCGCCUCCGGAGCAGCGGCAGCGUCAAGGGCGGCCAGUCCCCGAUGUUCCCCGCGGUCGUCGGCGGGAGGCGGAAAGGCGUCGCCUUUGAGGCGGCGGAGCCGUCCUCCCCCAAGGUCACUUGCAUCGGUCAGGUGCGGGUGAAGAGCAAAAAGAGGAAGAAGGCCUCGGUGAUGCGAUCGCGUUCCGUGAGGGGGAGCCGGAGGGAGGCGAGCUUUCGGAGGACGGAGGACGCCAGCGGACCUCGAGAGCGCUUGCCGAGCAGGAAUCAGAGGUGGGUGCAUCAGCUCCCGAUGAGCAUCUGCGAGGCGCUGAGGGCAUUCGGGUCGGAGUUCAACUGCUUCUCCCCUUGUGGUGGAAGGUCCCUCUGUUCCUCCUCUUCUGCGUCGAGAUCGGGCGACGCAACCGAAGGAGAAUGCUGCGAGAAGCGGUCGAGCUCCUGCGGGGCAGCAUUCGCUAGGUGGUUGAUGGCGGCCCCGGAGGGUAAGAGACGAGAGGACAUGGGCGUGGCAGCCGAAAAUAAAAGGGACAGAGAGAUGGGAACGGUGACAAAGGAGUGGGUAAGGAGAGAAGACUUGGGGUUGGUAGCGGAGAUGGAGAAGAGAGAAGAGGUGGUGAUGGUGGUGAAGAAAGGGAAGGAGGAAGAGGAGGAGGAGGAGGAGGAGGUGGAAGCAAGGGUCAGCAUUUGCAUUCCCCCGAAGAAUGCUCUGCUGCUGAUGAGAUGCAGAUCUGAUCCGGUCAAAAUGGCAGCCCUAACUAGCCGUUUCUGGGAUUCGCAGGCCGUGCAGGUGCGCGUCGAGGAGGGAGGAGAAGAGGAGGAAGAUAGUCGUGAUGAGGACACAGAUCAAUGCCGAGAGUCUGACGAAGGAACACAGGGAGAGAGGGAUAAAGAAGACACUGAAACGGAGCAAGUGGAUCAGGAGGAGGGAGUGGUAGAAGGAAGCCUUCAAGCAGUGGUUUCGGCAGAAGAACCAACUCAAGCAUGUGAGAAAAUAGAGACAAAGGAAGAGGAGGUGCAGGUGAAUCUAGAUCAAGAGAAACAAAAUAAGGAUGAGGACCUAAAAGAAGGGGCUGCAGCUGAGCUUGCUGAAGUGAAUGCAAACACAGGAGUUGAUCCAGAAGAGCUAGAAGUUGCGGCAGCUGAAGCAGAUAAAGUUAAGUUGGAAGAAAAACCAGAUGAAAAGGAUUAUGACAAUGAGACUCGGCCGGAGGAUAGGGAGGAAAAAGCAAGGAGAUCCAGCAGCUGCUCAUCCACAGCAGACAAGGAGGAGAGAUUGAAUAGGUGCAUUUCCAGGGCAAGAGAUGGAGGAAGGAAGCGCAGCUCUGCUUCGAGGGAGAGGGACAGGCGGCGGCGGCAUAGCUUCUCCACUGAGAGGGAGGCGAGUAGACCCAGCUUGAGUAGUGAAAAAGAAGUAAGGAGGGCGAGCUUCUCUACAGAAGGGAAGGGAAGAUGGAGCUUCUCCAUUGAGAAAGAUGGUCUGAAACUAGAAAAGGAAGCAAAUGACGAAGAAACGGAGACCAAAGAAGAUAGCUGGGCAGAGGAGACAGGACCAAAUGACACUGUUGAGGUUCAAAACAUGCAUAGAAUGGAUCAAGAAGAAGUUAAAGAUGAUGACGAUGGAGACAGACAACAACAUGGAGUAGAAAGUGAAGCAAGGGAAAAGAGAAAGGAGGAGAAAACGAGCACAGAGUUGCCCGACUGCCUUCUAUUAAUGAUGUAUGAGCCGAAGUUGUCGAUGGAGGUUUCAAAAGAAACUUGGGUCUGUAGCACAGACUUCCUUGAGUGGCAUCGCCACCACCCUAACAACCGGACUCAUCUCUCUUCCAAAGCCGCCGCUACCAUCAUCACCGAUACCACCAGCACCGGUGGUGCCAAGGUGAGUGAUGGAACCAAAGGUGAAUCAAGCAAGAAGAGCACAGAUAAAAGCAGUGAGAAGAAUGAAACGGUUGCACCCAUGAGAGAGGCACCUUGGCAUCCACCACCUCCACCACCAGCAUUGCCCACUAUGGUGGAUGCAGAGAAGAAGCUGAGAGGCAAAGUUUCUGUGCUGCAAACACCCGCUCAAGCUCUGGCAUAUGGGCCGUUUGUGCUGACACGAUGCAAGUCGGAGCCAAUGAGGUCGUCGGUGAGGCUGGCUCCGGAUGCUUGUUUUUGGAAGGACCGGCAUCAGCCCAUUGGGGCCACCGGAAUUGGAUUCUGAGCUGAUAACAAACAAUUUAAAUGGUUUUGUCUGGAUCUUCGACAAGGUAAGAACACCACUAACUAUUGUGCAAAACAUCGUUCAACUUCUUUGUGUUAGUGUUGCUUUGUUGCCUGUACAAUAAAAAUGACAAUCUCGGUUUGUUAUUCUAAUGGAGGUCUUGUGUGGCAACUGCAAAUUUUUGUUUAAACUUACUGUUCUAAUUUGACUCUGGGAUUAGUCUCAUGCUGGUAAAAGUGAAUAAAAUUUCUAAAAGAAUAUUUAGCAAUCAAGUGAAACACAUCUCAUUAUCCUUAUAUGCCUUUUAUGACAGGGAUAAGAAGCAUAUUUUGUAGGUAUCCCCUUUCAGAAAAAGAAAAUUCGGCAUGUGUGCUAUUAACUCUUAAGGCAGUGGCUAAUCAUGUGUCAGGACAUUUACUUUUGUCAAUUUCUUAGUAGUUUGUGGUUUUCAUUUGUUUACAUUUACUGGUUUAGUUUUACUGAUGAUCUUAGAGCUUCUCGUAUCGUUAGUCUGAUUCCGGUAAAAGUGAAUAAAUUUUCUAAAGGAAUGUUUAGCAAUAAAGUGAAACACAUCUUAGAUCUUUUAUGCUUAUCAUGACGGUGAUACGAUUUAUAUUUUUAUACUAAUCGCCUUGCUGCUAAAGAAAAUUUCGGGAUGUGUUCUAUUGACUCUUUUAAGCAAGUGGCAGAUUACAUGUUUGGACAUAUACUUUCAUCAAUUUCUUUGUAGUUUGUGGUUUCUUAGUUCUACUGAGGGAUCUUGGAGCUUCUCAUUUUGUUCUUCUCAUUUUGUUAGUCUCAUGCCGGUAAAAGUGAAUGAAAUUUCCGAAGGAAUGUUUAAUAGUCAGGCGAAACAUGUUUUGUACCUUAUUUGCUUUUCAUGAUAGCGAUAAUCUGUACUUUGAAGUGAUACCCUUUUACCGGCAUUUAGGAUGUGUUCUAUGACUCUUCUAAGCAAGUGGCUAAUUAUGUGUUUGGAAAUAUGCUUGGUCUUGUUCCUGUUUGUGUUCUCAGUUUAAAUCAUUAUAUUUUGCAUGACCAUAUAUAUGUUUCAAAUUCAUGGAUAAUUGUCUUAACAUUUUUGGAUCAAUUUAGUUUUGGAGUUUUCUUAUUCAGCCAACUAGAAACUCACAAGGAACUUUUGUGCAAUUCGAAGAAUCUUGUAAUUGCAUUGGUGAAAGUCAUUUCUUCAUAUGUUAAAGCAGUUCUGUUGUAUGGAUCGAUAUGAAACCAAAGAGACAACCUCAACAAGUUCAAUUCUAAGCCAAACAACUUGAACAAGAUGGUUGAGAAUUGCAAGGUUAGCUUGAACUUGCAGAAUAAUCCUAAAGCUUCUACCAAUUAUCUUCAGGCGAGCUUAGCUCUCAUAGUACAGUCAUUGAAGUUUUCACAUAAGACUCUCUAUUGCUUUGCUUAGCUCCCAACAGCAAUUUUUCAUAUAUCAAUCAUAUUUAUGUUUUUUGGAAGUACUAACAGUAAAGAAAAAUCUAAUCACAGAGCUACCAUUGGUUUCAUGAUAUCUUAUUACAUUGGUUUGAUGACAAGGGUAUAUAUAGAGAACUCUUAUUAGAUUUGCAGGAAUGAACUAUUGUCAUAAGCUUGUAUGUUGGUCACCUGGAUGUGAUUUGGCAUGCUUGAAUGAGAAUCUAACUACUAGGAAUUAUGUUGAACACUACUGGUGGCAAUUUGUGGAUAAAAAUUUCAGUGCUUUCUAAGUGUUUAAAGAAUCUAAUUACCAAGUAGUUCAAAACCAUGCAUGAAGUACUGAUCCACUUAGAGGGCCGGAGGCUGCCCUCCUGCUUGCCACUUCACAAAGAGAAAAGAGCAAGAGGUGGGGAGAAGAGAAAGAGGGCAGGGGAUAACUGGAGGAGACUGGCAAGCAUGAUUAGAAAGUGACAUAGGAAACCAUUAUUUCUUCCUCUUCCACAACUCUCACUGCUUGCUGACACCAUCAUUAUCUUUAGCAGCUUUUCCCCCAUGGAGUGCUUUGUGCUGAGAAAGUGAUCAGAGGUCCCCCUGUUUUCUUCCAGCCUCUCCAUCCAUCAGUUGUGCCUGAGACAUGCAUUCCACCAAACAAAUUUGAUCUGAGUCCAUAUGCUUUCCUCUUGCAGGCAUUCAGAACAAGCAAAAUCCUGUUACUGCAGGCAUCAGAAGCUCAACUUUUUGAUUAGUAGUAUUACACCACAGCGUAGCAGUUGGCAGGACAUAACAAAGCUGACUAAUUUCUGCUAACCCACUGUUCAAAAAGCUGCAACGAAUCUUAAUGUAUGAGUGCCCGAAUCCACCGGUCUGCCAGUAGCCACUGCAGACAGCCACAAAGGUAAAUGAUGGAAGAAGAGGGCAAGAUUUGAACCCGGUUCGCAUGGGGUCGAUUUGGUCGGGUUGGUUCUUCCAAUAACCAACCGGUUUAGCGUUCGGAUUUUGGAGUCGGAUCUAAAUUAGUCAGAUGUCGGGUCGGGUUUAUGAGGCUGAGAUUGUGCUCUUACUUAACCCCUUAGUCGGAUCAUAAUUUCCAAACCCAAGCCCAACCCAGUUGGAGUCUAUCAGUCCAGUUGGGUCUUUACGGUUUGGGUUUAGAUUGGACUCACUUGGACCCGUUUAA